AGAGUAUGAUAUAACAAUGAUAUGAUAUGAUAUAACACAGGGCUCUUAUUAUUAUCGAGCCUUGUUCAUUAGAAAUUAUUUCUUUAAUUCACAAUUAAUUGUUAACUCUAACUAAUUGUCUUAACUGGCAAUCAAAGUGUGACACUGAUCUCAAACUCUGAAAAUGUCACUUCCUCCAAAUUAUCGUCACGCUGCUGCACAAUCUCAACAUGGAACGCCUUCUCAUAAUAUGCCUGCGUUCAACAUUUUGAAAGAACGUCUCAGAGCAUCUGGUGGCAUGGUUGGCAGUUCUAAGGAUGCUGCCUCUAGCCCCUUCGUCCAAACUUCACAUAGUCAUCCUGCUUUUAAUCCACAAAAACUAGGAACGAAGGGAUUUGCGGAUGGAAAAAUACCAAAAGCGCCGAAAGCACCCGAGAAACCACUUAUGCCAUAUAUGCGGUACAGUAGAAAAGUUUGGGAUCAGGUGAAAUCCGAUCACCCAGAUUUGAAAUUGUGGGAGAUUGGUAAAAUUAUUGGACAAAUGUGGAGAGAUCUUCCUGAAUGUGACAAACAAGAAUUUAUUGAAAGCUAUGAAGCUGAUAAAGUCGACUACGAAAAGGCUUUAAAAACUUUCCACAAUUCUCCACAAUAUCAGUCUUACAUUGCCGCAAAAACUCGAGCUCAACAAGAACUGAGUGAAAUUAAUGAAAAGCCACUAUCGACUAAAGCCACGGCUGCUGCUGAACGAAGAAUAGAAAUUCAGCCAGCGGAGGACGAGGAUGAUCUGGAUGAUGGAUUCAGUGAAAAACACAAGGCUCAUUCACGAUAUGUUAGGAAUCACAAGUUGAUCAAUGAGGUGUUUUCUGACACAAUGGUUCCAGAUAUACGUUCCGUUGUUACCACUGCCCGAAUGCAAGUUCUUAAGCGACAAGUGGAGUCUCUCACGAUGCAUCAGAAAAAGUUAGAGAAUGAAUUGGAGCAAAUUGAAGGAAAAUUUAAAGCCAAAAAGCAACGAUUCAUGGAAUCUAGUGAAGCAUUUCAAGAAGAAUUAACAAAACAUUGCAAAAAAGCUGUUGACGAAGAAACAUUUCAAAAACUAGUUGAGAAACAGUUCGAAAUAGCUCGUAAAGAACUAGAGGAAAGAAACAAAAACGCAACAUCAUCUCAAGCAGCUGCAGCUCCUGUCCCAAAAGAAGAUGGAGAUGGGCACUCGAUUCCUAUGGCAAAACAGAAUGGCGUGACUGCCGUACCGGACAAUGCGGAGCAUACUACUCCAAUGGAAUCUGGGGCACUAAAUAAUAUUUCAGAUAGCUCAGCUUCUAAUGAGACUACAAUGAUAAGUCAGAACCAUGCUAUAGUUUCACAAGAUAAACACGAUGUAGAAGAGGAGACGAGUAGCGUUGUAGAAAUUUCAGCUGGCCAAUUGAAUCAUUUGCCAGAAAAAUCACCAGAGGAAGAGGAGGGAGAAGAGGAAGAAUCCGAGCGAAUGGAGGUUGAUGAAUCUACAACAACCACUUCUGGGUCCGAGCUAGUUCAAGAUUCUGCAGUCGUGCCAGAAAUUCAAAAUGAACAAUUAUCUUCAAUUACUAGAGCACUCCAUGAUGAUGAUUCUGCAUCAUCCGAGAUUCCUGUCAUUGAGGAAGUUGAGCAUCUGCAUGUUGAACAACAUCAACCUAACGCAGAACCAGCAAGUGUUACAAACACUACAGAUACUACAGAUUCAGAUCUAGUUGAUGGUCAAGAAAACACCACGGAGAUUUAUCAAGUGGAAACUCAUAACCAAACUCAACUCAUAACAUCCCACGAACACGUUGAAGCACCAGCGGGUGCAGAGGGUUCAGUUUUCUCAACACAAGAAAAUCAGCCUAAACAUUCACCUCAGAAUGAGACUGUUGCUGAACAUGUAUUAGAAAAUACGACAGAUGUAUCUAACAUGGAGGAAGCGAUGAGUACUGCUCAAGCCCCCGCUGCAGUUGAACCAGAGGGUAUGGAUGUGGAUCAGUUGAAACACUCACCCACUAAUGUCCCGGUUUUGCAUGAUGAAUGUCCACCACCUACUGAAUUGAUUGUGGAUUCUUAUUCGAACUCAAUCGCGGCAGGUCAACCGCCCCCAGCCUCACCGCCUGUGGAGCAGCAACAACAACCAGCACCAGCAUUCACUCUACCGUCUGAAGUUCAAGAGUCUGUUUACAAGGAUGCAACUUCAUCUGAUGAUAAUGUUCCUUCAGAUGUACAUUAUACUGAACCAGAAUCGGAGCCUAUUGCUGACACCGUUAGUGGGAGUAAUGAAGUGGCUAUGCCUUUUGCAAGUCAAUCUGAACCUUCCGAACAAAAUUUCCCUGAUCAUACCUUAGAAGCCACCCAGCAAAUUGAAGGUGCCCCUGAACCUGAACCUCUUCCUAUUACCGAUAUAGAGGCCCCCUCUAUUCUUGCCCCAGCACCACCACCAACCGAGGAAUUACCGAAAACCCUAGAAGAGAGUGAGCCACACCUGGGAGAAAAUAAUGAAUCCCAGGAUCCAGGGCCAUUAAUGAUCGAAACUCAAGGUGAAGAAACCGCCUCAGACCCUCCAAUGGAAACAUAAUAAUUUGAAUUAAAGGAGUGGUCCGUACAUGAUCAAGCAAGCAUUUAUUAUUUACUUAUUAUUAAUUGGGCAGAUUGGGCUUGUUCCACAGUAUGACUAAUUUUAAUUAUUUGAUUCAAAAUAAGUAUAUUACUGUUGUGAAUACGGGAUGUUAUUUAUGGCUAAGUGUUAUAUGAAUGAUACAUGCAUAAUAUUAGUAUUAAGUUCAGUGCAGUUAAUUUCUACUAUUGUUCAAGGAAAUAAUUUUAGUAUUUUAUAUUCCUAUAGACUUUCCUCUAAUUUACAUAAAAUUGUACAAUAUAAUACCCCCCGAGUUGUCACAUAAUAAACUAGCUAUCCUUAAACCUUCA
This is a messenger RNA of Folsomia candida, 2913 nucleotides long. RefSeq names its product actin cytoskeleton-regulatory complex protein PAN1. The coding region runs from base 164 to 2563 and encodes 799 amino acids. Gene Ontology annotation, biological process: negative regulation of DNA-templated transcription. Lineage: Eukaryota; Metazoa; Arthropoda; Collembola; Entomobryomorpha; Isotomidae. The transcript is spliced from 12 exons. Gene Ontology annotation, cellular component: SWI/SNF complex. Gene Ontology annotation, molecular function: nuclear receptor binding; nucleosomal DNA binding. The record is from RefSeq and is a predicted model, not a curated record.